ACAACUGUAUGUAACAUGAUAAAUACUCAACUUCACGAUCAACGCGUUGUCCUCAUUACCCAAGACUCGUUUUAUCACUCAUUGAGCGACAAGAUGUUGCAGAAAGUUAAUGAGUAUAAUUUUGAUCAUCCUGAUGCCUUUGAUACAAAGCUUUUGCUUUCAACAUUGGAGAAAUUAAAAUGUGGACAACCUGUUACUAUACCAAAUUAUGAUUUCAAUUCCCAUAAGAGAAUUGAAGCUGGACGUCAGGUUCAACCUGCAAAUAUAAUAGUUUUAGAAGGGAUAUUAGUUCUUCAUGAUUCUGGUGUUCGUAAUCUUUUGAACAUGAAGAUCUUUGUUGAUGAAGAUUCUGAUGUGCGCCUUACACGAAGGAUGCAACGCCUUGCUAUUGAGCGUGGGAGGAAUAUUGAGAAUGUUUUGGAUCAAUAUUCCAGAUUUGUAAAGCCAAGUUUUGAAGAUUUUGUAUUGCCAACUAAAAAGUAUGCUGAUAUUAUCAUCCCGAGUGGAGGAGAUAAUGAUGUUGCCAUUGACUUAAUAGUACAAAACAUACGCAUGAAGCUUGGCCAACAUGAUUUGUGUAAAAUAUAUCCCAAUAUUUUUGUUAUAUGUUCAACAUUUCAGAUAAAGGGAAUGCACACUCUUAUCCGAGAUGUUAAGACAACAAAGCAUGACUUUGUCUUCUAUUCAGAUCGUCUUAUUAGACUGGUUGUCGAGCACGGAUUGGGUCAUCUUCCUUUUUCUGAAAAACAGGUGAUAACACCAACAGGAUCUGUAUACUCUGGUGUAAUUUUCUGUAGUAGGUUGUGCGGAGUAUCAGUCAUUAGAAGUGGAGAAAGCAUGGAAAAUGCAUUAAGAGCGUGUUGUAAGGGAAUCAAAAUUGGUAAAAUCCUUAUUCAUGGGCAUGGCACAAAUGGUCGACAGUUAAUCUAUGAGAAGCUACCAAAAGAUAUUGCAAGUCGUCAUGUGUUGCUACUCGAUCCAGUUUUGGCCACAGGAAACUCUGCAGUCAAAGCUAUCUCUCUGCUUCUCAACAAAGGUGUAUCAGAAUCUAACAUUAUAUUUCUAAAUUUAGUAGCAUCACCACAAGGAAUAAAUGCAGUUUGUGAGAGAUUUCCAAUGAUUAAACUUGUGACAUCAGAGAUUGAUGCAUCACUGAAUGAGAAAUCUCAUGUGAUCCCUGGCCUAGGGCAGUUUGGUGAUCGUUACUUUGCGACUGAUGAUUAGCACAAUAAGCAAAUCCAUACAUAGCUGAGUGACAUCUUUGCCAACCUUGCUUCUAUAGCUUCCAACAAACAAGCAACUUCUAUUUCAUGAUAAAGCUAUCACAUG
Messenger RNA from Glycine soja, 1329 nucleotides. RefSeq names its product uridine kinase-like protein 5. The transcript has 13 exons. Gene Ontology annotation, cellular component: cytoplasm. NCBI's taxonomy places the organism in Eukaryota, Viridiplantae, Streptophyta, Magnoliopsida, Fabales, Fabaceae. Gene Ontology annotation, molecular function: ATP binding; kinase activity. The record is from RefSeq and is a predicted model, not a curated record. Bases 16 to 1224 code for a protein of 402 amino acids.